Molecule: messenger RNA, 696 nt
Organism: Contarinia nasturtii (swede midge)
Lineage: Eukaryota; Metazoa; Arthropoda; Insecta; Diptera; Cecidomyiidae
Product: zinc finger E-box-binding homeobox protein zag-1-like
Exons: 2
Coding region: 1-696 (231 amino acids)
Biological process (GO): regulation of transcription by RNA polymerase II
Cellular component (GO): nucleus
Molecular function (GO): DNA-binding transcription factor activity, RNA polymerase II-specific; RNA polymerase II cis-regulatory region sequence-specific DNA binding
Source: RefSeq, a predicted model, not a curated record
AUGAUUCGAUUUGGUGGAAAUGUGUACAUUUUGCAUAAUGCUAUAACAUGUGUCAAGAAAGGUUCGAAUUCAGUGGGAAACUCCGAAUCGAUUCCAGACGUUAAUCAACGUAUCGGGUUUGAAAAUAUCCAAAAUUUCGAUGAAAAUAGCUCAACAUCAGGUUCAUCGAUGUCACCAACAUGUUGCGUUGAAGAAGUGUACAUUAAAAUCGAACCGAUUGAGGAAAAUGAGCAACCAAAUGUAAUUGAUGAAUCAAUUGCAGUUGCACCGGUGCAAAGCGUUCAAAACUCCCCUCAUAACUCAAGCGAAUCGUCCACCAAAUUACACACUGAAAACAAAGUAAUUUGCCUUGAAAAACCGAAACAAGUGAAGCGAAACAAAAAGAACGAAUCGUCCGAGUGCGAUGUGUGUGGUAAAAUUCUCAGUAAUCAAAGUACAUUGCGUCGACAUAAAAUAAUUGUUCACAGUUCACGUGGGUCAAUAUUUUGCAAAGUUUGUGCCCGUGUAUUUUCUAGCGCCUAUCAAUUGACAAAACAUAAAAUCGAAUGUAUUUUAAAACGGCGAAAUGACGGUCCAGCCUUAGAAGAUAUUUCGUUCGAAUGUUACAUUUGUAAAGCGAAAUUUAAGACAAAACGACGAACUAUCGAGCAUAUUCGAUGGAAACAUGAUCCACAGCUCAUGUGGCACAGCGUUUAG